AUGUUUAGUGCUAAGAGAAAGGAUGUGGCCGAGGCACUCAUAGGUUUUUUACACGCCAUCUUCACUAGCUUUUACGUGGAUGUUUUUAUUGGGCAAUACGUUUUGGUAGGCGACCGUGAUGAAAACAUGGGGCCUACGCACGACAAUGGUAAUCACAUCGAUAGAACUAUUAGUAGUAGACGCAGCGACGGGGGUGCGAUAUGGUACCUUGCGCUGACGCAGUUACUGUACUUUUUUUUGCUUCUGAAAAAUAGUGUUAUCUUCAGGCAACAUGCCAGCACGGCUACAUUUUCGUCGUUUCCCCUGCGACGGUUGUCUUCGUUGCCAGUGUGCGGAACUUUAUUGUCCUUUUGUUUUGCAUUAAUGUGGUUCCCUCUCGAUCUGCCGUUUCUCAACGCAGCUACAUCGUUUACGCUGUUAACGGCUGCUUAUCAGGCACUAUUUGCUCGUUGCAGGAAAUUUGUGGAUGCCCUUUCGAGAAGUUCGCUAAGGCGUCCGGAGGGUAAUAUCGCCUGUACGCUUUUUGCGGCAGUAGGCGUGGCCGUGGCGUGUUGGCUCCACGGCAUUCCCAACAAUCCACAACCAAUGCGGUGCUUCACAACCUUUUGUGCGGUUAGCGGGGCCGUCGGUUUUUUUGCUUGUGGUCGCCAGAAAUCGCAUUCGAACUCGUGUUUUGGAACUGACAUUACGGAAGGUGAUGACGGGGACGUGCUGCAGGAAGCGGUGUGGUUUGUACAACAGACCAUGCUCCGCAGCAGCAUGAAGGUUGCUUUGCUGUUGUGGAUGUUUCAGGGAUACAAUGGCUUGAUUGCUACGAGUUUCAUUAGCGUGUUUCUUACUGCUUGCCACGAUACAAUUCCGCUUCCUCUUCGAGGGUUGUUGCUGUUUAUCGUUUUCGUAUUGCCGCAGGGGACAGACACGGUUUUGGCGUCAUUCAAAAGGGUGGUUGGAAAGAAGCGCCUUGUCGCCCUUCUUCUUGCAUUGCUAGCGUUCAUUGGCUUUUUGUUUAUCCUCGUGGCAUUGCGGGAUCACUUGUUUAUUUUACACAUGAGCCCAACAGCAUCCACGUUGUCUUUUGCGGUCCUGCUUGUUAUGCAUCGGCUGAUGAUUGAUACAUUGAGUCGUGUCCAAAGUUGGGUCCUCCGCGAUGUGGUGGAGGAAGACACAGUUAUUUUCUGUCGCCCCAAGCCAAUGACGGCAAAUGUGCAAUUGCUACUUGAUAGUGCUUCUCAACUUGUGCAGUGCGUGGCACUGGUUCUAACUUCCCUCCAUUUAGUGAGCGUUUCAAGCGGGAAAAGCGUAAAACCAUUCAAAGCCGCGUGGGUCGUGGGUUGCCCGACUUUAGUAAUGUCAGUAGUGAUGUUGUUGAUUUGGGUGCGAUGGUACAACUUGGAAGGUUCACAUUUGCAGUUUGUGAAGAUGGCAAUGCGGAAGCGUGCGGACGGGUCCGAUCCAGUUGUUUAA
Messenger RNA from Trypanosoma brucei brucei TREU927, 1464 nucleotides. RefSeq lists its product as hypothetical. The transcript has a single exon. The coding region runs from base 1 to 1464 and encodes 487 amino acids. The record is from RefSeq and is a predicted model, not a curated record. NCBI's taxonomy places the organism in Eukaryota, Euglenozoa, Kinetoplastea, Trypanosomatida, Trypanosomatidae.